AUGAAGUACAAUAGUGAAAAUACAUCUUGUUUAGAUAAUAGUAAUUCCAAUAGUUUAAAAAACAAUAAUUUUAAUAGUAAUAGUAAUAAUAAUAAUUUAGAAAAUAAUAAUCUUGUACCUUUAUCUCAAAAUAAUAAUAACAAUAAUAAUAAUAAUAAUAAUAUUAAUAAUGAUAAUCAUAAUAUAAAUAAUAAAAAUGAUAACAAUGAAAAUAAUGUAAAUUAUAUGAAACCGCUUGAAGUAAAAGAGGUAACACAAGCACCAGUCAAUAAUGAAGAUCAAUAUCCAGUGUUUAUCAACUAUUUAUAUUAUUAUCAUUUAUAUUCGAAUGUAACAAUCGAGUCACCAUCAUUUUUCAAAUAUAACCAAACCGAUUUUAAGGAGAUUCCUGCACGUGGUUUUUCCAAUCCCUCGGUUGGAUCCAUGGAUUUGUUGGCUCGUGAAAUCGAUCAUCUAAUGCAAGGUGAAAGAGAUAGCAAAAUCACUGACAGAAUCAAUUUCGUCGAGAGAAGAAGACUGGAAGCAGAGAUCACCAAUGAUUUCUACGAGUAUGAAGAGAAUUUAGAUCGUAUUGAAAAGGCCAAGAAAUCUCUGGAUCUCAACAUAUUGCCAAGACCAAUGCUGGAGAUGCCACUGAAAUCGAUCUAUCCCAAACCAUUGAUCUCUGCACCAUAUCUAUAUCUUCAUGUACCAAAGACAGGUGGAAACUCUAUUAUAUAUCUCUUUAGAAAGACAUUUGGUAGUGUCAAAGCUUAUCAACAGUGGAUUCAUCCAAGUUAUAUUGAUAGAAAUGUAGUGAGUGGAAGGAAAGCAGUAGUGGGUCAUUACAAUUAUGGUAUUCAUUCCUAUUUGAAUAAAGAAGAACAACAAACCUAUUCAUAUAUGACAAUGUUGAGAGAUCCAAUUGAUAGAGUUAUCUCUCAUUACUAUUAUCAUAGAGAACAAAUCAAUGAUGAAGGUCAUCAAUUGGCAAUGCAAUUAGAUUUUAAAGAAUGGAUUAAAAAAUCACCAAGAGGACAAAAUGAACAAACUAGAGUAUUGGCUGGUAUCUCUGUUGAGGCCGAACCACUUGUAACAAAUGAAUCAUUUAGACAAGCUUUAUAUCAUUUAAGAAAGAUGAAAUUUGUUGGAAUUACAGAGAGAUUUACAGAAUCAAUUGUAUUGAUGAAAUAUUAUUGUGGAUUAACAGAUUUAACAGAGGUUAAAUCCAAUAAGAGAAAGGCUACCACCAAUUUAUCAUCAAUCCCCCAAGAUGUUAUCGAUCUCAUUAGAGAAUACAAUUGGAUGGAUAUCCUAUUGUAUCAAGAAGCUUUGAAAAUGUUUGAAAGACAACUUGAUAUCGUUGGUAGAGAUUUGGUUCAUAAGGAACUCAACUUAAUUAAGCAACCAUCCUUCAAUAACAAUAGAAGACCUUAA
Heterostelium album PN500 is the source of this 1416-nucleotide messenger RNA. RefSeq lists its product as uncharacterized. The transcript has 5 exons. Gene Ontology annotation, cellular component: membrane. NCBI's taxonomy places the organism in Eukaryota, Evosea, Eumycetozoa, Acytosteliales, Acytosteliaceae. Gene Ontology annotation, molecular function: sulfotransferase activity. Bases 1 to 1416 code for a protein of 471 amino acids. The record is from RefSeq and is a predicted model, not a curated record.